This is a messenger RNA of Aphanomyces invadans, 1260 nucleotides long. RefSeq lists its product as hypothetical. NCBI's taxonomy places the organism in Eukaryota, Oomycota, Saprolegniomycetes, Saprolegniales, Verrucalvaceae. The coding region runs from base 1 to 1260 and encodes 419 amino acids. The record is from RefSeq and is a predicted model, not a curated record. The transcript has 6 exons.
AUGGCCAAGAAGACGACGACAGGGAAGAACGAAGCGAUUUGUUUCACCACCGUCAAGACGCCUGAGCCGGUUGAUGUACACUUUAGGAACCCGUAUGCCCAACCAAUUGGCCCGACACCCGGAGCGGCGCCGGCACCAGCGCCAACUCCAGCGCCUGCCCAGAGCACCCCCGAUGUCGAAGACUUCGGCAUGGAAGCGGAUUACGAGGUUGUUUAUUUUUUUCAUGCGCCGGUGUUGCCGACACCGCCGUCGUUCUGCGGUGAUACCCGCGCGGAGAAGCGUCUGUUUAUGCGAGACUUCGAGAAGUAUCGUUGUCAAAUUGAAGCGCUGCACGCCGCUGGGAAGUUGUGGCAAUCGUGGUCCAUGACGGCUUACCAACAGCCACCUCCACUCGAGGCUGAUGACCUCGUGGAGAAGAUCAAGUCCAAGAUGGUGUGCGACAUGACCAUCCCUGAGGGCGACUCGCGCGUUGACCGCAUGGUUGCCGCAGCAUCCCGUUACGCGGAAGAGAUUGGCCAGAGCUGGAUUUUCGAUGUCGAGCCGAAGCUGUUUGCCGAGGCUAUUAUUAGCCAGUUACAACCGCCUGGGUUGAAAGCCCAGGUUCGUCGGUUUACAUCGUGGCUUAAACAAUAUGCUGCAGGGUACCAGGAGUACCACGACGAAGCUCGUGAAUUGCGCAAGUUGAAGGCGACCAAGGCAGCCGCGGUGACGCCACAGAUGAUCAAGUCAGAGAGCCAGAGAAUCGGGGCUGCUGCUGCCAAGAGCACGGAAAAGGAACAAGGAACAUCGCGCUCAAACCAAGAUGUAAAGUGCCUGAAGUGUGGCUCGUCCGAGCACAAGCCGUAUGGUCAAUCGUCGGAGCCGUUGCGUGUGACGAGGCUAGCGCACUUCAAGACGGUGCAACUCGAAAGUCGUUUGGCCCGCUUGCGUUGCGUGUCAUGGUACCUCGGCUUUCGCCAGGACAGCAUGCUGGACGAAGCCCUUCGGAUGAAGCAGUGUGAUAUCUCGACGAUGUCGAGGUGUAUAACUCCCCUGGGACUCAUCAGUCGGCUGGGAGAUUUGUCUGUGGAAGCCGAUGAAGGCACGGUCGACGAUGAUCUGUGCACGACGCCCGAAGUAAAGCGAGGGCCAGAAGCCGCCGAGGUUGAGCGAAUCCUCAACGUGAAGAUCGUGAAGAUCGCGGAAGCAAGAGAGCGUGGUCUCUCGGAGCACCAUAGUUCCACCCUCCACGGCAUUCUUAUGACGUACGUCGAUGUAUAG